This is a messenger RNA of Tripterygium wilfordii, 3881 nucleotides long. Its product is annotated as pentatricopeptide repeat-containing protein At5g15010, mitochondrial-like. The record is from RefSeq and is a predicted model, not a curated record. The transcript is spliced from 5 exons. NCBI's taxonomy places the organism in Eukaryota, Viridiplantae, Streptophyta, Magnoliopsida, Celastrales, Celastraceae. Gene Ontology annotation, molecular function: protein binding. Bases 236 to 2014 code for a protein of 592 amino acids.
UUGCUGCUCAUUUCCUUCGUCCGCGCACGAACUCUCUGUUGUUGAGACUUGAGAGAAGUCCGCGAAAGAGUUGAUGACAGACUAGCCUUUUCUUCUACUGUUGUCAAAUAGAGGUACCAUUCUGAUUCAUUGUCAACUAAAUAGUUGAUUAGUUUCUUCUGGGUCGUAGAAAGCUUGGUUUUGUUCACGCAGACAUUUUUACAAACAGUUUAUACUCGCUCCGGUAUCGAUAGAAAUGCGAGGAAUCAGAAUCGCAAGAUUGGCGCCAUGGAUUCUUUCAAUUAUUGCUCGACCGUAUCCCAAUGUCACCUAUACCAGAUCGAUCGAAUGCGCAAGACCCAUCACCGAAGCUACAAAUUCGGAGUUUUCAUUUUUUUCCUCUUCUUUCUCCACCUCGAAUUUAGAAUUCCCAAGUGCAACAGCGAAUCCUAGGUUACAAGAAGGAUGUCGAAAAAAUGGUGGUGAUGACGAGGAUAGUGAUAAUGAUGCUGAUGACGAUAAUGAUGAGGAGGAAGAUGGUACUGUUAAACAGCUGAGGGCGGUAGAUGAAGGGCUUGUUCGUAACGUGAAUACUGUUGUGGGCAUAUUGUGCGAACUUGGUGGCAAUAGAGUGGAGAUGAAAAACAAGCUUGAGCAGUGCCGUGUUAGACCCACAGAGGAGUUGGUGGAUGAAGUUCUUUCUCGGGUAAGAAACGAUUGGGAGACGGCGUUCACAUUCUUCUUGUGGGCUGGGAAGCAGCCAGGCUAUGCCCAUUCUGUGGGGGAGUACCACUUAAUGCUAUCUAUUCUUGGGAAGAUGAGAAAAUUUGAUACAGCUUGGGCAUUGAUUGAUGAGAUGAGAGGGUCUAGGAAUGGAGUGUCCCUUGUAAAGCCACAUACUUUAUUGAUUAUGAUAAGGAGAUAUUGUGCAGUGCAUGAUGUGGGUCGUGCUAUAAACACUUUCUAUGCAUAUAAACGGUUUAAAUUUGAUAUGGGGAUGGAUGAGUUUCACAGCCUUCUAUCUGCUCUUUGUCGGUACAAGAAUGUGCAAGAUGCUGAGCACUUAAUGUUUUGUAACAAAGAUAUUUUUCCGUUUAAUACGAAGAGCUUUAAUAUUGUACUCAAUGGGUGGUGUAACUUGAUUGGAAGUCCACGAGAAGCAGAGAGAGUGUGGAUGGAGAUGAGCAAGAGAGGCAUUCGCUACGAUGUUGCCUCAUAUGCGAGCAUCAUGUCUUGUCAUUCAAAGGCGGGUAACCUAUAUAAGGUGUUUAAGCUCUAUGAAAGGAUGAAGAAAAUGGGUAUCAUUCCGGAUAGAAAAGUUUAUAAUGCAGUCAUUCAUGCUCUUGCAAAGGAUGGGCUAGUAAAAGAGGCCAUCAAUCUGAUGAAAACAAUGGAAGAAAAAGGUAUAGCUCCUGACAUUGUUACUUAUAACUCACUGAUCAAGCCUUUUUGUAGGGCACAAAAAAUAGUUGAGGCCUGGCAGGUUUUUGAAGAGAUGUUGCAGCGUGGUCUCUCUCCUACAAUACGGACUUACCAUGCCUUCUUGCGUAUGGUGAGGACAGCAGAAGAGGUGUUUGUUCUUUUAGAGAAGAUGAGAGAAAUGGACUGCCAACCCACUAUUGAGACCUAUAUUAUGUUGAUCAGGAAGUUUUGUCGUUGGCACCAACUUGAUAAUGUUUUCAAGGUGUGGGAUGAGAUCCGUAAAAGCGGCUUAGGUCCUGAUCGUAGCUCAUAUAUUGUUCUGAUACAUGGGCUCUUCUUGAAUGGGAAGUUGGAGGAAGCAUACAAAUUUUACACAGAGAUGAAGGAAAAGCAGUUAUUGCUCGAACCAAAGAUAGAGGAAAAGAUUCAGGCUUGGUUAGCGAAUAAGCAUAUUGAUGUAUGCCAGAUUAAAGAGUCAAAAGAUAGUCAAUCAGGUCGUGGUCAGUCAGGCAAACAGACCAGGGCAGUCUCUGUAAAACAUGAUAGGAAAAAGGAUUUUGUGCGACGACCUGAAACUAGAAUUGCUGUGAGGGAACGAGGCUUUUCUUUCUGAGACAAUUAGCUUCUCAUGCAUAAUAAGUCUCAAAGUUGCAAUUUUUUUGUGUAUGGCCGACUGUUGCAAGUCAGCAUUGUACAUCAUUGCAUCUCCAUCAAACGCAUGCACCUACAUAGGCUCUCUGGUUACAUCGUGUAUACAAAAUUCCUCCCAAGUACUUUAUUGCUUCCAGUUAAUUAUGGCAAUGAAUGGAACUCUCAUCGACCUCGGUGCACAAUUUACUCUCUCUGUCACUGUGAAACACCCCCAGCCCCUAUCUCCACCAAAAGAAAAACCCCUUCUCGUGGUCUUCAUUUUGGUUGAACUUGAAGUUAGAGGUCAUCCACAUUAAAGUCAGAAAGAAUUUGAAAAUUUUUGUUUUGGGGAACUUGUUCAGAGAUUGAUUUCCUGGCAGAGGCAAACCUUCUCAAGCUAUGCCUAACAAUAAAUGGAUUUAUGUGAGAUGAUAUGCCCAUGGGAUAAUCAUGAAGCCUGACUGAGGUAACUUGAUGUUAUACAGUGCUGAAAUUGGUUCAGUUUGCUGUUUAUUAUGUCAAAACAUUAAAAAAAAUUAAAAAGUUUAAACAACAUGUACACAAGGCUUCUGCAGGGGAAUCAAAGAUGAAAAAAGGAAAGAUGUGAAAGAUGUGCAUAGCCUUAACCCCGCAUUGCAAGGCUAUUUCGAAGAUUUGAACUGUGACCAAUUGUCGCACUGGGCCGCAGGUUCAUGCUUUUAUUGCGUCAAACAUACAGAAAUUAGAUGUGUGUCAAACAUGGUGUCAUGGUGACAUGAUGUAUGACUUUAUAAGAAGUAUAUAUGGUUUGUUUGAAUGCUGAAAAAAAAAUGGAAGUAGACUUUACGAAGAUGUGCCAAUUAGUUUCCUUCUUGAACAGUGGAACUCCAUCAAUUUGAAGUUAUUCAGGUGCCUCUUGAAGUUGUAUAUCUGGAUCUGCAUCUUGUUUAAGAUUAGAAAACAAAUCCAUUUUCAUUCCGAAUCCCUAAAUAUUACUGUCAUUCGUUUUUAAAGCAUUUGCUGACUCAAGAACAUAGGAUAUUUCUCAUAACCUUGUUUUCCUGCAUAUAGUUCCAGGUUAGGCCAAAGUCACCAUGUGGUGCCCUGCAUGGGAUUUCUGGUGCAUAAUUAUUUGACAUGAAAUAGCUGCUAGCCACUAUAUUAGGUGAACCACACGUGGAAAACUACAAGGGUUACAAUCAAAACUUUUCUGCCUUUGAAAAUCAGCUGGAUUAUGCUUAUUCAUGAACAUGCAUGCAUGCCUCUCGACUAGUCAAAAUGGUUUAUCUCUACGUUUAGUCAAAUCCUCUUAACAACUUGAUGUAACAACCAAUCCGUGUUGGUUUAGUUGUUGAGGACCUGAAUUCCAUAAGCUUGUUGUGAAAGAACUACAACCAUGAUGGCAUGAUCUAAUGCUUUUUUUUUUUAAUCUGAGCAGGUAAAUGGAAGGUCAAACAUCAUACUAAAUUGAAAGAGGAAUCUGACUAUUAUCAUCAUCUAGGAACGUGAAGACAAAACAUAACGUGAAGCUCAUCAGCCAAACAAAAGCAUCUUUGAAGGAUAGGUAUAAUGAUAUAUAUCCCACUAAUUGAGAGUUGUGGAUAAUCUUUAACUUUUUUUGGUCCUUGUUCAUGGUAAUAUAUUGGUGGUCCCUUGACAGACACAGAGCUUGGUGAUGCCUUCAAAUUAGAUAAGACAAAGAAAGAACUGCAUAAUUUAAUGAAGAAAUAUGUCAGGUGUAGAUUUGUGGCAAAAAGACAAGUGGAGGAAACCAAUUAUCUCUCUCACACCACCAAGCUGGGUAUAUAAUUCUCCAUGGGGACCCCACUAACUCUCUUCCUCUAUCAUCCAUCCUAUGUAUGUGUAUACAU